Engraulis encrasicolus (European anchovy) is the source of this 4101-nucleotide messenger RNA. RefSeq lists its product as uncharacterized. Lineage: Eukaryota; Metazoa; Chordata; Actinopteri; Clupeiformes; Engraulidae. The transcript is spliced from 6 exons. The record is from RefSeq and is a predicted model, not a curated record. Bases 628 to 2631 code for a protein of 667 amino acids.
AAAACAAUUCGGUCAAUCUGGGUCAAGAUCCAAUGUGGAUUUAGUUGGCGAAUACACAACUAAACAUGCACAGAUUGCAGUUAAAUGAAGGGGUUAAUUUAGUAAUAUUAACUCGGUGACUAUGCAAAAAAAAUUCUAUAUACUACUAUUAUAGGCCUAGGCACCUUAGGCUAAAAUAUGGAAAAGUAGACGGGUCAAAUCAAAGUAGCUAUCCAACUAAUCUGAUGGCCAAAUGGUAACAGCCCUUUUCAGUCUCACAGUGUGUCAGCUAUUAUCAUGCCUAGUCCUUGACAGCCUACACAGGAUCAAAGUGGAUGCAGCGAAAUAACGCCAGUAGUGGGCUAUCAGCUAUCAUCCUCCUCUUAUUACAGGGAGAGGAGAGCUGCCAUAAUGUAAUAUAGGACCGCACAGGGCGGCUCCUGCACGCAUGCGUCAUGCAGGCAAGCUUACACAAGAGGACCUACGCAGGCGUACAUAGGACAGUAAAUGAUUACUUGUAAUCAAUAUAAUUUCCCCGUAAUUAGAUUACAGAUAUGAAAUAAUAGUAAUCGCGUUGCAAAAUAUAGAUAAUAAAACCGGACCGUACACGAUAAUUUCGAUAGGAUUCGUCUGUAUAUUAGAAAAGAGAUGGAACUACAAGUAUCCACCAUCUCUGAAGUAUCUCAGAGAAAUGUGUUCAAUGCCUGGCAAUAUCGGCAUCUAUUUACAUUCCACGAUAUGCGGGGCAAGAAUGUCAUAGUGAUGUGCAACUUGUGCUUGCCAAAAGUUAAUCUACUGUCAUCGUCCAGGUAUUCGACAUCCAAUUUGAAGAAGCAUUUGGAGAGAAGACAUGUUGGAUUCGAGGAGUUUAAAGCCCAGAGAGUUCGUGUUGGACAGCCGCCUCGACCUAAAACAGAUCCUGGUCCCAGCAACCAUCACAGCAUCCUCCAGGGUCCUAGCAACCACCACAGCAACCACCACAGCAUGAUCCACUGGGAGCCUCCUCUGAAGCAGGUCAAAAUCGAAGACGUGGUGCAGCCGCUGCAGCAGGAAGUGAUGUUUGACGAGUCGGAGGCGGUGGUGGACUCGCUGGUCUUCAACUUCCUGUUGGAGGAUAUGCAGCCCCUGGCGCUGCUGGAGCGGCCGGCCUUCAGGAAGCUGGUGGAGGGGCUGAGCGGCGGCAUGAUGAUGACAUCACGGGAGACCGUGGAGGGCCGCCUGGAGGAGGAGAAGGUCAACAUGGUUGAGGAGCUGCGUGUGAAGCUGAGUGAAGUGAUGUCCGUCUGCACCACCGUGGACGUCUGGAUGGCGCACAGGAGGAGCUACCUGAGCAUGAUGUGCCACUGGGUCGACCCGAACGACCUGCAGAGGAAGUCGGCGGCCCUGGCCUGCAGCCGGAUCCAGGACGAGCUCACCUACGACACGGUGGCCUCCAAGAUCCACGAGGUGCACGUCACGUACGGCAUCGAGAACAAAGUGCAGGCCGUGGUGACCAACAGCGGCAGCAAGUUCGUGCCGGCGUUCCACGAGUUCCAGGGCGUGGAGGGGGAGGAGGAGGGCGAGCUGUGUGACUUUGUAGACAUCAACGCGCUGCUGUCGGCACCACCGGCGGUGGGGGAAGACGGGCCAGUCGAGUACUUUUUACCCCCUCAUCAGCAAAGCGUUUCGCACGUGCUCAGUUUGGUGGCCAGGGAGGACCUCCUGAAGGCGCUGAUGCAGCACCCCAUGUGGAGCCUCUACUGUAGUGCCAUGGCCAAGUGCUCAACGCUGUGGAGGAAAACACACAGAGACACACGAGAAGCUACUGAGGAGGACCGCACCAGGAAGAACACACUACUCCUCCCACAGGUCAGUCGAUGGAGCUUCGAGUAUGGUGUGGUGAGACGGCUGAUGUCUCUGAGCGACUUGGAGUUUGCGCACCACUGCGAGCAGAACCACGUGCCCAACCUGCUCCCGGACGAGCUGUCCCUGCUGAAGGAGUACGUGGGCGUGUUGAAGCCGUUAGCCAUCUCCUUCAGCCUGCUGCAGGGGGAGGACCGGGGCUUCCUUGGCCUCGCCCUCCCCACGCUCAUGACCCUGAAGAAGAAGCUGCGGGAGAACAAGGACGCCGCGCACUUCCUCUCCGACGUCAUCGACGCCCUCCUGGCCGGCAUCGACAGGCGGUUCGCGGCCAUCUUCUCCAGCCACGCCGCCAAGAUGGCCGCCAUGGCCAUGCCGCAGUUCCGUCUGUGGUGGCUGUCAGGCGCGGAGCGGGAGGAGGCGCAGGCGGCUCUCAUGGUGGAGGCGGCUCACCUGCACCCGGACGCCGCCGAGGACGCCGCGGACAGCGGCAGCAGCAGUUGCCAUAACAACCUGGAGGACGACUUCUUCAACUUCGGCCCCGCCGGCGGCCCCAGCAGCAAGGCGGGGCACAAAGGGGAGAUCCUGCGCUACCUGGACGGGACGGCCAAGAUGCUGCCCUGCCUGAAAGACUUCCCCACCGUGCUGCAGCUGUUCCACAGGUACAACACGGUGCUGACCUCCUGCUGCCCCGUCGACAACCUCUUCUGCCACGACGGAGACGUCUGCAUCCCUCAGCAGAGCGCUUUAGGUGAUCAGCACCUGGAGCAGAUGCUUCUCCUGCGCUACAACGGACUACCUAGCCGCCUUUGACUCUAGCAAGAUGCCGGUACUCUACGGUACGACAUCUGCUUCACUUUAUCACUUUGCCUUUUUUGAGAUGUACAAGUAAAAGUUUUAUUUUUCCAAAAUAUGUUUUAACGGGGUGUCUAGAGGUGUUGGUGUCUUUUUUCUCGUAUCAGGUAUACGUUUUGAAAUGUUUUUCGGUUUGCAGACAAGAAACGAAACAAAAUUUCGUUUUAUUUUUCGUUUUUGUUUUUUUUAGGAUUAAAAGUAAUGGCUCCAGACAAGUCAUAAGCCAAUCCCCAUAUUACCUGAGGAGUAUCAUGCGGCAUCAUGUGAUUGGAACAUUUCAGCUGUCGAUGACUAGAAUAUAUUACUGGAAUAUAUUACUGGAAUAUAUUACUAGAAUAUAUUACUGCACCUUCCACUGUCCUCGUCUGGCAUGCAGAACAUUCAUAUGUCCUUUCAUUCAUGUAAAUGAUGUCUGUGGCCUGUAGCACACCUUGUUCAUCAUAUUGAUUUGUUACGUUAAUUAUGUAUUUAUUUAGGAAAUCAUGUCAUAUUGUUAUGCUUCUCACAUCAUACUAACAUGUAUGAAAGUUAAAAGUCUUAAAAUAAAUGCUCGACGAUGGUAGAGUCAUACACAUACAUUGAUGAGGAAGAAAUGCUCACAACGUCUCAUAUUAUUUCACAUCAAUUUGUCGAAAUAACUAAAUGCACUUAUUUCUUUGUGUCCUUUUUAAAUGCUGGUGCUGUAGAAACUGGAAAAAAACAUUGCGGUUCAUGAAUGUUGUUUUUUUUGUUUGUUGUUUUUUGUUUUUUAUUUUCACAUAGAUGGGAAACUAAUUCUGCUCGCCUGCUCUUGAUUUCCAAUGGUUUGCUGUAGUUAAAUGAUGCUGCUGACGGGUGCAUGCAUGCUCCAAUGUUGUGUGUUUCAUAUUAUAUCCGACAUGUAUACAUUUGACUUGAUUUCCCCAUUAUUAAAUACUCUAACAUUAGGGCUAGUCUCCUAAAAAUUCAAUAUCCUCAUUUUUAAUUUGUGUCUGAGUGCAUUUUGUGUAUUCCAAUCAGCUUCAGGGUUGCCAGAUGAGGCAGAUGAUUUCCAGUCCAAAAAAUGCUCAAAGUCCGCCUAGAAGCACAAAAUCCCGCCCAAUUCUAUUGAUGUCUAUAGCAAAAAUUGGGCGGGUUUUUCUGCUAAAUGCCAUUUUUCCCUGCACACGGCCAUCCUCAGCAGCCUAAUUGGGCAAGAAACAGCCCAAUCUGGCAACACUGAUCAGCUUGCCCGUUCAAUAUUUCACACUUAAGUCCUCCCUCCUGAAUGCUGUAUGUUAUCAAUACAACCCCAUUGAUCCAAUGCUGUAAUCAAUACAACCCCAUUGAUCCAAUGCCUCCUCUGCCAAUUCCACGUCCCUUGUUAUUCUGUCUUACAGCCUUAAUGUAAAGUUGAAAUCAUAGGAGAGUCAUGUGAUGGUGGAAGUUAUAACAGAUUCCUACAUUAAA